AAACAGGCGUUUAAAAAGGGCGGCAGUGCUACUUUCUGCAUGGACGGCUUCAGCUUCACCAUUGUUGCCAACGAGGCGGCGCCGAGCUCCCGCUUUCCACCGGCCCACUUGACACGCUCACGGUCCCAGAAUGCACUGCGCACUGCCGUCCCAGCUGCUGUUGGCAUCACUGAAUACAAAGGAGUUCAGGAUGAAGAGAUCCUGAAGGAUGAGCUGCCGGUCCUUGGUGCCCCGGACACCAUGGAGAAGACUGCCAGCAGGUUGCGCUGUCUUGUGAAGCAGCUGGAAAGGGGGGAGGCAUCUGUGGUGGAGCUGAAGAGAAACCUGGACUACGCCGCCUCAGUCCUAGAAGCUCUGUGCAUUGAGGAAGCCAGGCGGCUGGUGGAUCCAGAGGACCAGCUGGGUGACAUCCGGUCGGACUCGGUGCCGUCAGAGGUUCGGGACUGGCUGGCUUCCACUUUCACCCGGCAGACGGUUGUGAUGCUGCGCCGUAACGAGGACAAGCCACGCUUCCGUAGCAUCGUUCAUGCAGUGCAGGCCGGCAUCUUUGUGGAGAGGAUGUACAGACGGACCUCCAACAUCGUCGGUCUUAGUUAUCCACAAGAUGUCAUCACUGUUCUUAAGAAUGUGGACGUGUGGUCUUUUGAUGUGUUUGCACUGAACGAUGCUAGUGGGGACCACGCUCUGAAAUUUGUCUUCUAUGAGCUAUUCACCAGAUAUGACUUGAUCAACCGUUUCAAGGUCCCUGUUUGUGCCCUCAUAUCCUUCGUGGACUCGUUGCAAGUGGGCUACAGCAAACACAAGAAUCCCUAUCACAACCUGACGCAUGCGGCUGAUGUCACACAGACCAUUCAUUACCUGCUCCUCAAGACCGGCAUGGUGCACUGGCUCAGUGAGUUGGAGAUCUUUGCCAUCAUUUUUGCAGCUGCCAUUCAUGACUACGAGCACACAGGGACCACCAAUAACUUCCAUAUUCAGACAAGGUCAGACACCGCCAUGUUGUACAAUGACCGAGCUGUUCUGGAGAACUACCACGUCAGUGCUGCAUAUCGCCUUCUACAGCACAGUGAUGACAUGAACAUUCUGUCUAAUCUCUCCAAAGACGAGUGGAGAGAGCUUCGAGCUCUGGUGGUGGAGAUGGUGUUGGCCACAGACAUGUCCUGCCACUUCCAGCAGAUCAACGGGAUGAAAAGCCACCUGCAGCAACAUGAGGCGCCCGACAAAGCAAAGGCCUUGUCCCUGCUACUGCACACUGCUGACAUCAGCCACCCUGCCAAACGCUGGGACCUCCAUCAUCGCUGGACCACAUCCCUUCUGGAGGAGUUCUUUAAACAGGGGGAUAAAGAAGCGGAGCUGGGUCUACCGUUCUCUCCUCUCUGUGACCGCAAAUCCACCAUGGUGGCACAGUCUCAGAUUGGAUUCAUUGACUUCAUCGUGGAACCAACAUUUACAGUGCUGACAGAAAUGAUGGAGAAAAUUGUGACUCCGCUUGUUGAGGAGGCAUCGCGAUCUGGAACGGCUGCCUUCAGACGCUGGAGUGACCACAGUGUCAGUGGCAGUGAUGGAAAGAGGUCCAGUGUGAAGAGUACAGGCUCAGAGGGCAGCUGCUCUCUGACCACGGUGGACUUCAAGGGCUUCAAGGUCACAUGGAACAAGGAGAUUCACCACAACAGGGAGACGUGGAAGGCCCAGGCAACCAAAGACCUGGAGGAAAAGGUCCAGAAGGAGGCAGGGGAGAGUGGCCGGCAAGAGAAGGACACAGCAGAGGAGACACAGCCAAAGAGACACAAUUCAGGACAGGAGAUGAAGACAGAUGUGGAGGGUCAGGUGGUGUUGGAGAGCAGGGUGCAGCAGGAGGUACAAACGCCCAAAGAGGAGGAAGGAGGAAAUAAUCCAGGUAGACCUUCAGCAUCAGGCCCAAAGAACACAGAGGCAAAGCCUGAGGAGCACACUGAGAAGCAGCCGUGCCACAAUGCAGGGCCUCAGCCUGACCGCCCUCUGAUGCAUUACACCAAGAGACCCAGCUACUCCCGGAUGGUCAGGUCAAAGGUCAAUAAGAUGCGGCCCAUUGAUGCCAGGGGGAAAGCUAGGAGACUGCAGCGCAUCUCUCUGCGUCGCCUGAAAUGAGCCCAUGGUAUAAAGUCCUCACAUCACAUCGGCGUGAUAUAUUUGACUGGUUUUCCAACGGGUCUCCUUCAUUUCAAACACGUAUCCUUAACUGUUUCUGCAUUACCCACUUUGUUCUGCUGACGUCCCUCUCCUUUUUCCUGGACAACUCCCUUUUGGGGACCUGCUACUCUUAAAUGAAUUCUCACAUAAUUUCCUUAUGUGUUUUUGGUUUUAUUAUUUAAAUGUACGUUGAUGAAAUUAACGUAUAAUACUGUACAUAUUAUUCUGUAUAUAGUAGGCUUUCCUAU
This is a messenger RNA of Gasterosteus aculeatus aculeatus (three-spined stickleback), 2417 nucleotides long. RefSeq names its product dual specificity calcium/calmodulin-dependent 3',5'-cyclic nucleotide phosphodiesterase 1C. Gene Ontology annotation, molecular function: 3',5'-cyclic-nucleotide phosphodiesterase activity. Gene Ontology annotation, biological process: signal transduction. The record is from RefSeq and is a predicted model, not a curated record. Lineage: Eukaryota; Metazoa; Chordata; Actinopteri; Perciformes; Gasterosteidae.